Molecule: messenger RNA, 2633 nt
Organism: Cryptotermes secundus
Lineage: Eukaryota; Metazoa; Arthropoda; Insecta; Blattodea; Kalotermitidae
Gene: Pur-alpha
Product: transcriptional activator protein Pur-beta
Exons: 6
Coding region: 251-1078 (275 amino acids)
Biological process (GO): regulation of transcription by RNA polymerase II
Cellular component (GO): nucleus
Molecular function (GO): RNA polymerase II transcription regulatory region sequence-specific DNA binding; DNA-binding transcription factor activity, RNA polymerase II-specific; purine-rich negative regulatory element binding
Source: RefSeq, a predicted model, not a curated record
GUUCGCGUUCGGUGGUAGACGUUUUCUGAUUCGGAAUUUUGUCGCAGGAGAUGUGUGGCUUAUCGAUGUUUUAGCAUAAGCGAGACACGGUUAACUGUAUAUAAUAUAUUAUAUAUUGUUUGUUCGUUUGUUUUGGAGAUAUUUUAGAGGUCUAUUUUUCAAGUAUUAAGUAAUUGCGGACGCAGUUCCGGUGCAUGAAUAAAUUCCUUACAGUGAAAACGAGGGUUAAAUCGCUUUCGAAGAGAAGGAUAUGUCUGACCGAGAGAGUGGAGAUGACCAGCCUCAGGGGCAAAGUAAAUAUCAUGGUCAGGCGGGAGGUCUGGAAACUGGCGGAAGCUCAGACUUUGAUUCUGGGCAGCAGCAACAGGGGGAACAGGAGUUGGCCACAAAGAUGCUACAGAUUCAGUCUAAGAGGUUUUACCUAGAUGUCAAACAGAAUAGAAGAGGGCGGUUCAUCAAAGUGGCAGAAAUUGGGGCUGAUGGUAGGCGGAGUCAAAUUUUCCUAGCACUGUCAACAGCAGCAGAAUUUAGAGAUCACUUGUCGACAUUUAGUGACUUUUAUGCCUCCCUAGGCCCACCAAAUCCAGAAAAUGUCCCAGAAGAUGGUAAGCUCAAGUCCGAGAUGAUGAUCAAGGACAACCGGCGCUAUUAUCUGGACCUAAAGGAAAACUCACGUGGACGAUUCCUAAGGGUGAGUGUAUCGCAGACCAUCACACGAGGAGGUCCAAGGUCACAAAUUGCCAUUCCUGCUCAGGGGAUGAUAGAGUUCCGCGAUGCUUUGACAGAUCUCCUUGAAGAAUUUGGUACUGAUGAUGGAGGAUUCAAAGGCGAACUACCUGAGGGACGGCACAUGAGAGUGGAAAAUAAGAACUUCUACUUCGACAUUGGACAGAACAAUCGUGGUAUCUACAUGCGCAUUUCUGAGGUGAAGACUAACUUCCGGACGGCCAUCACAGUUCCAGAGAAGUCUUGGGCUCGAUUCCGAGACAUCUUUGCAGAUUACUGUGAGAAGAUGAAAGAAGGAGGAGAGAAAGUGUCUGUAGGUGGUGGUUCUGAUGGGGGGCCUAGUGCAAAGUGAGGGUUAGCCAAGCAUUAGGACAUGAAAUAAAACAUAAAAAUAUUGAAAGUAAUCACAAACCAUAAAAGGCUAAAAGAUUUAAAACCCUGAGACAUUUAAAACAAGACUUUUCCAUCCAAGGACAUAAAAAAUUAAUUUGAGGAGUUUUUAAAAAAUAUGAAGGCAGCAAGUAAAAGUUCUAAGACUGGAAUUAGGGUUUAUUGAAGACCUGCUUAACAGAAUUAUUCUUCCUUCUCAGAGAAGAGAAAAGUAUGGAUACUACAGCUAGUUAAUCCAACCCUGAUGGAAGGCGAUUCAUCAUUUGGAUACUCCUCCACUUCUGAAAAUGGCUACAGCACCCUGUCUUUAAUGUUUAUCAACAUGAAUCUGUGGACAGAAACUUGCCUCAGAUCCCCCUCCCCCCUUCUUUGUUAUGAAAACAUGUUGGAACAAUGAUUGCUUUUGGAUUUCAAAAGUCAGUUGGAAAACGCCAUAUUUGCUUGUGUUUAUUAGAAAUAUUGGUAAAAGAGUUGCUACUUCCUGUGUGUGUGUGUGUGUUUGUGUGUGUGUGUGGGCGCAUGCGCGCGGGCGUGCAGGCGCUUGUUCGUUCGUGUGCGCGCGUGCGCAUAUGUGUGUCCGCUUAUGUGUAUGCACUCAUGCAUUAACAAGUGAUGUGAAUGUGCAUGUUUGUGUGAAACCAUUCACUUGCAUUUUAUGUCAGACAUCUUGUAGGGCUGAUUUAAAGGAGGUAUGCAAGUAAAAAAUAAGGGUUGUAUUAUCUUAAAAAAGUUUUAACAAGUUUAGAUUUGGAAAUUCUUAUUGACUUUAAGAUAAUGUUGGCAUAUUGUAAGGAGGAUCUUUCCAUCCAAACAAAAGUUGAUGAUUUAUGUGUAUAUAGUACACAGUUGUGAACAUGGAAUACAGUGUUUGUAGCACACAUGAGGUGUGGGUUUAAUGAUUGAUUCAAUAUUAGAUUUGUAUGCAAAUUACCAGAAAGUGUUGGUGGUAAGUUUAAUUACAUUUAUUUCAUAUGAUAAUUCAUUUCUUGUUUUAAUGAAGAAAUUAUGAUAAUUGUGUGUUUCUAAGAAUUGUUAAAAAUCAAAUCCUACCCACAGAUGAAAUUGAAAUCUUUUACUCGUUCAGGCCAUAGUUAUCAACAUUUUCAAAACAUCUUAGAUGCUACUUUUAAGGCAGAUUGUAAUGGAUCCCAAAGUUAAAAAGGAACUGCAAAUGGGUAUCUUAAAAAGCACUUUUUUUCUGGGGUGGAUAUUUUGAAGACUUCUAUCAGUCAGUGGAGUACAGCCCAAAAAAGAAAGCACCUGAUUGUGAUAAAAGACCUAUAUAGAAAUAACUGAGUGGAUGCAUGAAGUGUUGCAACAUGAACAUCGCUGCCAGGUGCAGAAGAGAUCACAAAGUGCAUGAUGAGAACCUGCUGUGUCAGUUAAUGAUUAGAACAUCUCAAAUGGAUGUUUAUAAAACAAACGAUCAGCUACAAAACUCUGCCAUCCGAAGUCAAAAGAUGUGAACAUUAUAGAUGUAAUAAAAACAUGUAUUAAAGUGAAACUUAAAAACUGCA